AUGUCCCGCGUUUUCAAAGGCGGAUGCUCGGGUUCAUCGAUCGAUCGCGCGACGGCGGCUUCGAUCAGCUCAAACUGCUCGCGCUCGUCUCGCUUCUCGUCGCGUCGGCGCUCGCGUGCCGGGAUUCUUCUUCGUCGCGGCUGGCAUUGUGCAUCGAGCGCCGUGCGCGGGCGAGGCCUCAUGGUAGCGGUCGCCGCCGUCUCCGCGCUCCCCGCGGUCGGGACGCGCGCGCGCGCCCGUACCGCCGCGCGCGGUCUCCGCGUCCGCGUCCGGCGCAUCGUCGCCGCCCCCGCGGUCUUCGCGCGCGUCGCGCCGGAGGACGUCAUCUUCGUCGCGCCGUCGUCGCCCUCUUCCGACGACGACGAUUUCGACGCGUCGUCGUCGUCGUCCUCGUCCGCGCGGCGGCGUCUCCGAACCGCGUCGCUCGCGACGCUGUCCAUCGUCGCCGCGGCGACGACGUGCUGCGUCCACGGCGCGCCCCCCGCGUGGGCGGGCUCCGGCUCCGAGGGCGGCCGACACGGCCGAAGCAAGCUCCGCGAGAAGGAGGAGCGAUACGAGCGCGAAUCCUCCCGCGGCGGCGACGCCUCGCAUCACGCGCAUAGCGCCGGCGGCGGGAAUGGCGGCGGCGACCGCAAGCCCGUCAGCUUCGACGACGGCAAGCUCGUCGUCGACCUCAAAUCCCCGCAGAAGGCGGUGGAGUCGCUCGGCCAGCGCGUCAAGCGCGCGCAUCGAAAGGCGAAGAAGGCGAUCAAGAAGCGCGUCGACAAGACGCUCAGACCCGACCGCAGCCGCGCCGCGACGUACGCGUCGGGCGACCAGGCGUCGUUCAGGACCGCGCGCGGCGGGCCAGCAGCGGCGUACUACGACUCGGGGCCGCCGCCGUGGGUGAGCGGGCUCGUGGGAUGGGCCGGGCUGUUCGCCGUCGCGUACGCCGUCAUCAGAGUCUUCGGCCUCGCCCCUCGCGGCGGCGGCGGGCUGUCGUUGCCGUCGUUCGGCGGCGGCGGCUCGCGACGGAAACCGCCGCGCGGGAGCGGACCGGGGCGAUGGGUGAAGGACCGGACGUUGGGCGGGAGAGAAAUCUGGGUCGAGGACGCGUUCGCGCGCGGGACCCGCGGGAACGCGCUCAGCGGGUCGCUGGAGGGUCUCGGCGCGGGCUCCGGGCUCAGCGAAGCCGCCGCGAAGGAACGCCGGCGAAGAGAGGCGAAGGAAGCCGCGGAGCGCGCGGCGUCCGCGGACGCGACGGAACCGAGCUGGUGGUCGCGUCCUCCGCCGGGGUACUGCCCGGAGAGCGCGAGAGAGGAGCGGUUAAUCUACGCGCGGUCGGUCCUCGCGGCGCUGAGCGCCAAGCGCGUGAGCGGCGUGGAGUACGACCCCGCGGAUCUCGUCGCGUUGAGAGACGCGUGCCAAGCCGCCAACGCGUCCGUGAGCGACCGCGUUCGACCCGAGAGCGCGCGAUCUGGGAUCUUCAAAGCCGCGGUGGAGUUCGCGCUGGACGCGGCGUCGCAGCGGAGUACCACCGGCGUCGUCGGCGUGCCCGCGCAGUUCCUCGCGGGCAUCGCGGAGGACGUGGGGGUGCCGCCGGGGAAAGCGGGGAGGACCGUCGCAGCGGGGGUCGCCGCGCGGACGCGACGCGACCUCCUCCAAGCCGGCGCGCAGAGGAGGCAGGGGGACGACGGCGGCGCGAUGAUGACGUUGGACGGUAUCAUCGGGGUGCUGGACGCGUUUCCGCCGGGGAGCAACAGCGCGGAGUUUGAGAUGAUCGCGGACGGGUUGGCGCUGACGUCGACGCUCGAGGAACGCGCCGGGCUGUUGAAGAUGUUUCAGAGCAUCGGCGGCGGGGGGAACGACGCCGCCAUCGCGGAGGCGCUCGGGGUCGGUCGAGACUGGUCGUGA
Micromonas pusilla CCMP1545 is the source of this 1893-nucleotide messenger RNA. RefSeq lists its product as uncharacterized. The transcript has 2 exons. NCBI's taxonomy places the organism in Eukaryota, Viridiplantae, Chlorophyta, Mamiellophyceae, Mamiellales, Mamiellaceae. The record is from RefSeq and is a predicted model, not a curated record. The coding region runs from base 1 to 1893 and encodes 630 amino acids.